UUAACUAAAAAGAAAACCACAAAGGAAAACAAACAUUCGAACGGAUGUCUAGACACUCGGUUGAAACGCAAAAUCACAGGGCUUGUUUCAAGUUUCAACCUUCGUGGUUCCGGAGAGUACUCGACCCUUGACAGCGCCUCCAUCUUAAUUAAACAAACCCAACACUAAUUACAACUGAUUACUAGUAUAUCCGUUCUAGAACUGAAGAUUAACAACAGUCUCUGAUGAUGUCGACGAAGAUGAUGGUCAGACGGAUUAGAAAAGUGGCUCCAUUUUUAUCUUCUUCCUCAUCAUCUCCAUUAAAAUCUGGCUGCGGCUGGUUUUCAUCAAAAUCAUCAACGGACGUCGCUGCAGUUGAUGUUGCCGACGUCAGCGCAGAAGAAGAGCUACUGUACCCAUCCGUUGCUUCCACCGUGAAGCCAGUGGCCACACUCCCCACUCUCCUUCAGCCUCGUGUCGUCGUCUAUGAUGCUGUCUGCCAUCUCUGCCACCGAGGGGUGAAGUGGGUGAUUGAAGCAGACAAAUACGGGAAGAUUAAGUUCUGCUGCCUGCAAUCUAAGGCUGCAGAACCAUAUUUGGCACUCUGUGGUCUUAACCGAGAGGAUGUUCUCCGUCGCUUUCUCUUCAUUGAAGGUCCAGGAUCAUACCACCAAGCUUCCACUGCUGCACUGAGAGUAAUGUCAUACUUGCCUCAGCCUUACUCUGCUCCGAGCACACUCUUGAUAAUUCCAACUCCUAUCAGGGAUGCUGUCUAUGAUUAUGUUGCCAAGCACCGCUAUGGCUGGUUUGGGAAGGCUGACGAGUGCUUAGUUUUGAAAGAGAAAGAGCUGCUUGAGCGUUUCAUAGAUAGGGAUGAGAUUAUUCGUGGGGGUAGAUCAGAUUUGUGAUUACCUCUUCCAAACCAUAACCAGCUAUAUGAUUUGGUGUAAAGGUGAUGAACACUAAGACGAUAGAGUUGUAAGAGCAAAUUCAGGUAAACAUGCAGUGAAGGUUUAGCAGCUGCACGCUAAUGAAGAUUCUUUCGUCCAAAAAACUGGCAGUGUCUUCCUCUACCUUGGUAUUUAAUUGUUCGGCAUUUUAUUUUGUAGGCUUAAUCUUCUGGCUCCGGGAUCAAUUUAUCUCAUGUGCACAUAGAUCAGAGAUUGGGCAUUGAAUUUCAAUCAAUCAGUCCUUUUUCUCUUC
Molecule: messenger RNA, 1182 nt
Organism: Populus trichocarpa (black cottonwood)
Lineage: Eukaryota; Viridiplantae; Streptophyta; Magnoliopsida; Malpighiales; Salicaceae
Exons: 3
Coding region: 225-887 (220 amino acids)
Molecular function (GO): protein-disulfide reductase activity
Source: RefSeq, a predicted model, not a curated record